CCUGACCAGAGUGAAACAACUAAAACAUGACAUCCGCAUUUAGCUGAGUGUGCCCCGCUUUCUCGACUAGCUUCCCCACAACCCGAGCGACCACGGUAUCCAUACGGAGUAUACCUCGGCAUGUUGACAGAGACAACAGAUAUAAAGAGGCUGUCAAGGACGUAACAAGGUCCCAACACAACCUGACCAUAGUUUUACAGCAAACAUGACUGAGAUUCACGGCACAUGUGACCCGAAAUUCCAGGGAGUCCGCUCUCUCCUUGACAAGUACAUCAAAUCAGGCGAAGAGGUUGGUGCCUCGAUCACCAUUGACAUCGAUGGCAAAGAAGUGGUGGACAUCUGGGGCGGAUACGCCGACAAGGAGCGAACCAAGCCAUGGGAAAAAGAUACCAUCGUCAAUGUGUUUUCGUGCACAAAGACAAUCACCAGUCUCGCAGUCCUCAUGCUCGUCGACAGAGGAUUGAUCGACGUCAACGAGCGCGUCUCACACUACUGGCCUGAGUUUGCGCAAAAUGGCAAACAGGACGUUCUGGUCAGGCAUUUGCUGAGUCAUACGUCUGGUGUCUCAGGCUGGGAAGAGCCGGUAUCAGUUGAAGACGUGUACGAUACUGACAAAGCGGCUGCAAUGCUAGCCCGUCAGGCUCCGUGGUGGACUCCCGGGACGGCAUCCGGAUAUCAGGCUGUGUGUUUCGGACAUCUUCUCGGAGAGCUGAUCAAGCGUGUUUCUGGCAAGUCGCUACGCGAAUUUGUGGACACUGAGAUCGCAGGUGUUUUGGAUGCAGACUUUCAGAUCGGCGCAGCCGAGAACACCUGGGACCGCAUUUCUCCUCUCAUUCCCCCGCCUCCGACGGGAGUUAUGCCAGAGUUUGAAGAGGGAUCUGCGCGAGCCAAGACGCUACUCAACCCCGGAUUUGACCCCAGCUUUGCGAACACCGGGCCUUGGAGGCAAGCUGAGCUAGGUGGCUCCAACGGCCAUGGCAACUCCCGCUCUAUGGCGCGUAUUCUCUCUGCAAUCACCCUAGGUGGCUCGAGCCAAGGCAAGAAGUUGCUGUCAGAAGAUACGAUCAAGUUGAUUUUCCAGGAACAGGCCAGUGGAACGGACUUGGUUCUUGGGUCGUCGUUGAGAUUCGGCAUUGGUUUUGGACUGGCGCCUUCACCAGCACUACUCUGGGUUCCAGAGGGCAAUGUCUGUUACUGGUCCGGCUGGGGCGGUUCAAUUAUCAUCAUGGAUCUGGAUAGGCGUAUGACGAUUGCUUAUGCUAUGAAUAAGAUGGCGGGUGGACUUGACAGUAGUGAUCGGGCUGAGGCCUAUGGAAAGGCAAUUUAUCAGGCCUUUGAGAAGUAAGAGAUAUGAAUUUAAUAAGGGCCUAUGCUAGUCCUGGUAGCUACGUCUCGUACAAUACAGCUGCACAGCUGAAUGAUCCUCGCGAUGCAUGGUAACUUCCUAGCAAUUAAUUCAAAAGAAGAAGAUUCCGAAUUGUCUCUAGCGUUGUUG
Fusarium verticillioides 7600 is the source of this 1495-nucleotide messenger RNA. Its product is annotated as beta-lactamase. Lineage: Eukaryota; Fungi; Ascomycota; Sordariomycetes; Hypocreales; Nectriaceae. The transcript has a single exon. The coding region runs from base 206 to 1345 and encodes 379 amino acids. The record is from RefSeq and is a predicted model, not a curated record.